Messenger RNA from Bipolaris oryzae ATCC 44560, 489 nucleotides. RefSeq lists its product as uncharacterized. The transcript is spliced from 3 exons. The coding region runs from base 1 to 489 and encodes 162 amino acids. The record is from RefSeq and is a predicted model, not a curated record. NCBI's taxonomy places the organism in Eukaryota, Fungi, Ascomycota, Dothideomycetes, Pleosporales, Pleosporaceae.
AUGUCAUUAGCUAGUGGAGGCAAACUCGUUGGCCAACAUUUCCACGUCGUACUCAGCGUAUAUGGCACGACGCCGAGCAGAAGAGGUCUUGUCGAACGCCCUGAAAACGCACCAUCCCUGUUGAAAGAUCGUAAAUGUCGUGCCCAUGGCGGUGAGGCACAUACAGCGAAAGUACUUUUUUCCAGUGCUUAUUACCGUAGCAAAAGUGCCUCGGCGGCAGAGACAGCCAUUACAUCCGCCCAGACCACGCCCAGUCGCCGAGUCUUGCUGGUGACCAGCGAGCCGCUACUCGGUGCUCAAGAAUCGCGAUGGCCGAUGGAGACGACAAGACCUCGCGUAGAGCCCCCUGGCGCGGCUGUGCCCUUUGCUCUUAAUCACAUGCGCGUCAUCGAUUUUCGAGCCACACAACGGCCUACCGUGAUUCGGUCCUGGCAAUCGCGCAAGCUUCGCAAGCGUUACCAGUGCCCUGGGAUACUUUCGUCUACGUAG